AUGGAUAUGGAAGAUAGACGAGAAACUGCCAUGGAAAAAAAUGAACCCUCCGAUGCUACCACCAGGAAGAGAACAAAGCAAGCAAUUUCUGUUCCAUUUAUUUGGGAAGAAAUUCCAGGCACACCAAAGAGGGAUUGGAAACCUACUGCUCCUGUUAAGAAGCCUGUCGCACCACCAGUCAAGUACAUUGCUUCAGUACCCUUUCAAUGGGAAGAAAAGCCCGGAAAACCGCUUCCCUGCUUCUCGCAGCAGCCAUCAGGUUCACCACUUGCGCUACCACUACCAAACAUUAGCAGCUUCCCUCUAUCUCCCAGACAUUUUCUGGGCAGUGAAAAUUGUUGGACUGGCAUGAAUGACCAAGAUGGUGAUCAGAUCGAAAUGCUCGAGUCGUAUCCAGCAUCAUGUGAAUCUGAAGCAGAUGAUUCUUUCUGUUCAGCGCCUUCUCUCUUGGCCAACCGCCUUGUACCGACGGUUGCUAUUUCGAAUGCUGUUCCUGUUCAACAAACCUCCUUUGCAGGUCUUAGCAGUGGGCAGCUUCAGAGACCUGCUUCACCAGCCUCUGAAACAGGAAGCAGUACCAGCAGCUAUGAAACUGGAAAUACAAACCUAGUAGGCGCUUCUUUUCUGGAAUGGCUCUUCCCCUUGUUAACCCCUCAAUCUAAUAUCCUGGAAAAGGUUGGCAGCUCAGAAAAGGAAAUUUCUCCUACCCAAACAACGAGGCAAAAAGAGGAUAUUGACUGUGAAAGGAACUACAGUGCUGCAUUGAGAAAACCACACACACUGGGAGAGCUAAUAAUGAUGAGUAGAAGAAGAAGUUACCAGAGGAAAGCCUUUCAAUUGCAGACACAGAAUCUCUCGAAGAUUUCACAGGAGAUGGACAAGGCAGCUACAACUAAAACUGUUGUAAAAGACGAGUCCAAUAGACCUCUGAACAGUUGCAUUAAUCAGCAACUUCAAAUCCUUCUAUUAGAUAAGCAUAUUAAAACUCCAAAUUUAGCUGUAUGA
Messenger RNA from Coffea eugenioides, 1005 nucleotides. RefSeq lists its product as uncharacterized. Bases 1 to 1005 code for a protein of 334 amino acids. Lineage: Eukaryota; Viridiplantae; Streptophyta; Magnoliopsida; Gentianales; Rubiaceae. The transcript has 2 exons. The record is from RefSeq and is a predicted model, not a curated record.